AUGUCCCUCACACAAACAAACACUUGUAUUUUUGUUUAUUGUUGAGACCACUUCUUGGAUUCUCUCUCUCUCCUUCUGUGUAAAGCUUGUAGUAACUCUGAGUGCCGUGUGAGAGAGUUUCUGGCAAAAACUCCAUUCCCAAUUUCCAAUUCUGAUUUGUUCAAGUAACUAACUUGGUGUUGGUGUAGUAUCAGUGCAUCACACAACACAAUUCACUCACUAGUCACUACCUUUGGUGAAACAAUUCAAUGGGUGGAGAUAGUCAUAGUGCUCUGAAAUCCAGAGAAGUAUCAGCGAUGAUAAAGCAGGGUUUCAUACCCGACCCAACCCACUCUUUCUCACCUUCCAGAACCUUCUCUCCUCCUCCUUCCUCAACUCGCCCGAGUCAGACUCAGACUCAGACUCAGUCCCAUACUCACUCUCACCCUCACACUCAGACUCUCUUCGACAUGAUGUCGGAGGAGCACAAAUUCUCCGACGAGAAGCGCCGCAAAACGCAAGAUCGAGUCUCCAGGCUCCUCGACGAGCCCGCCCUGCGCGGCGGCGGCGACGUCAGGCUCACGGUGGUCGCCAGGGACGGUUUCAGGGCCUCGAUGGAGGUUCGCAAGACCGUUCUCGCCGACAAGAGCCGCUUCUUCGCCGACAAGCUUCGCUGCGCCGGCGGCGAUCUCUCCCACUCCGUCGAGAUCAGCGACUGCGACGACAUCGAAGUGUACGUUGAGGCCAUCGUUUUGAUGCACUGCGAGGAUCUCAAGCCUAGGUUGCGCUCCAUGGCCGAAGGAGUUCCCAAAAUUUUGAGCUUGCUCAAGGUUUCAGCAGCUAUCAUGUUUGACCUUGGAGUUGUGUCAUGCCUGGAAUAUUUGGAAUCUAUUCCGUGGACUGAGGAUGAACAGGAGGAAGUCAUAUCUCAGCUAGAACAUCUUCAGAUUGAUGACUCUGCAACUGAAGUUCUUCUUAGAGUAUCAUCUGAUCCAUCUACUGCUGAUAGAGCUGACGACAUCUUCUUGAACCUGCUAAGUGGUGUUCUACAAGCAAAAGACGACAAAGCUCGUAGGGAAAUGAAAGCUCUGUUAUCAAGAUUGCUUAAAGAGAAUGUGUCUAAUGAUAGCAGCAGACUUGAUGUUUCUAAAGACACACUUUAUCAUCUUUGCCAUAAGUGUAUUGGUUCUCUUCUCCUAUGCCUGUCCGAAGCAGCCAGCAGCGAUGAGAAGCUGGAUCGGGGGGCUAUAAUGAGCGACAUAACUCGUGAAGCUGACAAUAUUCAGUGGAUUGUUGACAUUCUGAUUGGCAAAAAGAUAGGUGAUGAAUUUGUGAAAAUAUGGGCAGAGCAGAAAGAACUUGUUACACUUCACUCCAAGGUUCCAACAGUUUACCGCCAUGAGAUCAGCAGAAUCACAGCACAACUGUGCAUCGGCAUUGGAAGGGGACACAUACUGGUGCCAAAAGAAAUUCGAUUUUCCUUGUUGUCAACAUGGCUAGAAGCUCUAUAUGAAGAUUUUGGAUGGAUGAGGAGAGCUUCUAGAGCUGUUGACAGGAAAUUGGUUGAGGAUGGACUAAGCCAAACUAUAUUGACACUUCCUUUACUCCAACAACAGUCUGUGUUGCUGAAUUGGUUUGAUAGAUUUCUUAGUAAAGGAGAUGACUGCCCUAAUAUUCAGAAGGCAUUUGAGAUUUGGUGGAGAAGGGCUUUCAUCAGACAGUAUUCAGCUGAGCCUGAAAAUUCCCAAUUGCAAAUAACUCUCUCUGAUUACCCCAGCUGAAAGGUAUGCAAGGGACCUUAAGAGAAAGAGAUUGAUUGGCAAUUGUAAAUAAAAAGCGCCAUUUUGCAUUUUUCACUUCUGCUUUGGCCUGAUACGAGCAAUUUGGAUUUUCAUUUUUUCCCAUUUCUGUAUUCUGUCCCGUAAAUAGAUGAAAGCCAUGUUACCUGGACUCAGGUAAAGCUUUGUGUUGCAUAUUUACACAUUGAAGGAUAGGAGAGUUGGGAUGGGGGUGGGAGAAGUAUUUAUUGUUCUUACUAAAGGAUUGAAUUGAAAUGGUGUAAACUUUGCCGUUGUAUCCGAGGAAUUAAUAAAAUGAUUUGAUAAUGUGCUAUUCAACA
This is a messenger RNA of Glycine soja, 2098 nucleotides long. RefSeq names its product BTB/POZ domain-containing protein At5g60050-like. The record is from RefSeq and is a predicted model, not a curated record. The coding region runs from base 249 to 1760 and encodes 503 amino acids. Lineage: Eukaryota; Viridiplantae; Streptophyta; Magnoliopsida; Fabales; Fabaceae. The transcript has 2 exons.